CUCUACGUCUACUCCUCCGCUCUAGUAGAAUCCUCACUUCUACAUCUUCUUUUUUUCCUCUUCCCGUCGCACAAAUGCCAAUCACCAACGGUGACGCCAUGGCCAACAACGCUGAGGGCGCUUUGGACUAUUCCAAAGCUCUCGACAUUCUCAAGAACGAGUACUCUCAGCGUGACGGAAUAGAUGUCAACACACUUAUCGACUCGGCGAAGAAUGGGGGUUUGACCUACAACGAUUUCCUCAUGCUUCCUGGUUAUAUUGGCUUCCCUGCCUCCGAUGUCACCCUCGAUACCCCCGUCACGAAGCGCAUCACGCUCAAGACCCCCUUCGUUUCCUCCCCCAUGGACACGGUCACGGAACACAACAUGGCCAUCCACAUCGCUCUUCUGGGUGGUUUGGGCAUAAUCCACCACAACUGCUCCGUUGAAGAGCAGGCGAGCAUGGUGCGCAAGGUCAAGCGUUACGAGAAUGGUUUCAUUCUUGAGCCAGUCGUCAUCUCGCCCAGCACCACCGUUGGCGAGGCCAAGGCCUUGAAGGAGAAGUGGGGCUUUGGCGGUUUCCCCGUCACCGAGAAGGGAACUUUGCGAUCCAAGCUCGUUGGAAUCAUCACCCCCCGCGAUAUCCAAUUCCACGAUAACCUUGAUGACCCCGUCACGGCCGUCAUGUCUACCGACUUGAUCACCGCGCGUCAUGGUGUCGACUUGAAGGAAGCCAACGAUCUCCUUCGCCAGUCCAGGAAGGGCAAGCUCCCCAUCGUAGACGAGGACUUCAACUUGAUUGCGCUCUUGUCCCGCUCGGACUUGAUGAAGAACUUGCACUACCCGUUAGCGUCCAAGCUUCCUCACUCUAAGCAGCUCAUCUCUGCUGCUGCCAUUGGCACACGUCCCGAGGAUAAGAAGCGUCUACAAGCGCUUGUAGACGCUGGUCUUGACAUCGUCAUUUUGGAUAGCAGCCAGGGUAACAGCAUGUACCAGAUCGAAAUGAUCAAGUUCAUCAAGGAGAAGUAUCCUGGUCUUGACGUGAUCGGUGGAAACGUUGUUACUCGCGAACAGGCUGCGGCAUUGAUUGCUGCUGGUGUCGACGGUCUCCGCAUCGGUAUGGGAAGCGGAAGUGCUUGCAUCACCCAGGAGGUCAUGGCUGUAGGCCGACCCCAGGCUACGUCCGUCUUCAACGUCACCCAGUUUGCCAAACGCUUCGGCGUUCCCUGCAUUGCCGAUGGUGGUAUCCAGAACGUUGGGCAUAUCGUAAAAGGUCUUGCCCUUGGUGCCUCCACGGUUAUGAUGGGUGGCUUGCUUGCUGGUACCACCGAGUCUCCUGGCCAGUACUUUGUCAGCCAUGACGGUCAGCUGGUCAAAGCCUACCGCGGUAUGGGCAGUAUUGAUGCCAUGGAGGAUAAGAAGGCUGGAGCCGGCAGCGCCAACGCGAAGGCCAGCAACGCUGGUACCGCGCGUUACUUCUCCGAGGGUGACCGCAUCCUUGUAGCUCAGGGUGUCUCCGGAUCCGUUCGUGAUCGCGGAUCCGUCACCAAGUUUAUCCCUUACCUCCAGGCAGGUGUGCAGCACUCGCUCCAAGAUAUUGGCGUGAGCAGCUUGAAAGCACUACAAGAUGGCGUCGCAAACGGCACCGUCAGGUUCGAGCUCAGAACUGCUAGCGCACAGGCUGAAGGCAAUGUCCACGGUCUGCACAGCUUCGACAAGAAGCUUUACUCAUAG
Messenger RNA from Periconia digitata, 1712 nucleotides. The record is from the annotation of a GenBank genome assembly. NCBI's taxonomy places the organism in Eukaryota, Fungi, Ascomycota, Dothideomycetes, Pleosporales, Periconiaceae.